This is a messenger RNA of Drosophila bipectinata, 810 nucleotides long. Its product is annotated as chymotrypsin-2. Gene Ontology annotation, biological process: proteolysis. The record is from RefSeq and is a predicted model, not a curated record. NCBI's taxonomy places the organism in Eukaryota, Metazoa, Arthropoda, Insecta, Diptera, Drosophilidae. Gene Ontology annotation, molecular function: serine-type endopeptidase activity.
AUGGAAGUCGUAAAGUUACUGAGUCUCUUUUUCAUCCUUCAUCGGGCUCUUGCCGAAGUAGUGACUCCGUCAGACAUCACCGAAUCCCCCAUCCGGAUUAACGGUGGCCAACUGGUAAACGAGACGGUGCCUUUCCAGGUCUCUCUGCAGCUCCAGAGACGGGGUCGCUGGCAGCACUUUUGUGGUGGUUCCAUCAUCAGUGCCCAGCAUGUCCUGACCGCAGCCCACUGCAUGGAAAAGAUGAAGGUAGAGGACGUGAGUGUGGUUGGUGGGACUCUGAACUGGAAGGCGGGUGGCUUGCGCCAUCGAGUGCUGGCAAAGCAUGUGCAUCCCCAGUACUCCAUGAGCCCAAAGAUCAUCAACGACAUUGCUCUGGUACGAGUAACACCUCCAUUCCGCUUGGAGCGAGCGGACAUUGGAACCGUCCAACUGGGAGGCUCCGAUCGAAUUGGCGAGAAAGUGCCGGUUCGCCUCACUGGCUGGGGAUCCACCACCUCGGCCACCUCCUCCGCCAAGCUGCCGGAUCAGCUACAGGCUCUGAACUACCGCACCAUUUCAAAUGAGGAAUGUAACCAAAAGGGUUUCCGAGUGACCCGCAACGAGAUUUGCGCCCUUGCUGUUCAGGGACAAGGGGCGUGUGUGGGUGACUCUGGAGGGCCUCUGAUUAAGGCUGGACCACAGCCACAUCUGGUGGGGAUUGUGUCCUACGGCUCGUCCACCUGUGCCCAGGGAAGGCUCGAUGUUUACACGCGAGUCUCCAGCUUCUUGCCCUACAUCAGCCAGGUGAUCAACCAGGAUCUCUCCCAAUAA